Seminavis robusta is the source of this 662-nucleotide messenger RNA. NCBI's taxonomy places the organism in Eukaryota, Bacillariophyta, Bacillariophyceae, Naviculales, Naviculaceae. The record is from the annotation of a GenBank genome assembly.
GCACCUCGAUGAUGGCCAUCGACAUCUGGCCGAUGAAACCUCGGGAAUUUUCGUAUCAUGAUGCCAUGUACCACCAGUAUGCACCAAAACCUGAAAGGACCUCAACACAUCGCGAAACGGAGAUAAUUGGAUUGUUUCGCGAUGAAACGUAUGAUUAAUCAAGGUGAUCCAUGACCAUAAGAUCGCAUCUAUAAUUUCAUCACCUUAGUGGUUGCUUUGUUCCGGAUUACUUUUUCUUCUGUGAAUUCAAUUCCAUUCCUAUCCAUCAAUCCUCCACCAUGGUCGACACGUUGGACAAGAUUCUUGCGACGAACAACUUCUAUGCCAUUCUCGGCGUGACCUCGGAUGCCUCCAAGUCGGAGAUAUCCAAGAGCUACAAGCGCCUCUCUCUAAAGGUCCAUCCCGACAAGCACUCUUCCGGAACAGAGGACGUCAAGGAGAAGGCAAAGCGAGCCUUUCAAAAGUUAAAUCAAGCCACCAAACUCUGUCGGAUCCCAGUGCGCGCAGGCUAUACGAUGCUCAAAACCAACGGCAAGAAGCUAACCAACGACAAAGAGAGGCUGAGCAACGGCGACGAGAGGAACAACGCAAACGUGAAGAAUGGCAACGUCAACAAGAGCAACAGCGGCGGGAAGCGGAGCGGAGACGCCAACAAGAGCUGA